This is a messenger RNA of Manis pentadactyla (Chinese pangolin), 1588 nucleotides long. It is a transcript of the gene ABHD10, whose product is annotated as abhydrolase domain containing 10, depalmitoylase. NCBI's taxonomy places the organism in Eukaryota, Metazoa, Chordata, Mammalia, Pholidota, Manidae. The transcript is spliced from 5 exons. Gene Ontology annotation, biological process: protein depalmitoylation. The coding region runs from base 178 to 1089 and encodes 303 amino acids. Gene Ontology annotation, molecular function: hydrolase activity, hydrolyzing O-glycosyl compounds; palmitoyl-(protein) hydrolase activity. Gene Ontology annotation, cellular component: mitochondrion. The record is from RefSeq and is a predicted model, not a curated record.
AGUGAAAGGCUGCUAAGAGCGACGACGCUCUGCGCAGGUGCGCUCUCCGACGUUGACAAUCAUCCGGUGCCCUUCAGCCAAGAACCCACGUCCUGGCGGUGGCGCACGCGCAGCCUCGGUUCCUGUGCGCGGUGGGCGUCGCUGCUGGUCCCAGGGGGCGCAGGGGCCGCCGGGAAGAUGGCGGGGGCGGGCGCGGUAGCUGUGUCGCUUAGGCGGAGGUGGGGCUGGGCGGCCGUCUCCUUUGGCUUACACCGUGGCCUCCGCGAGGUACUUGCUCGGCCGCCCGAACAGGCGCCACGGUGCCUCCCAGCUUGCAGACAAAAGACAUCAGUCUCUUUCCUUAGUCGACCAGACCUUCCAAACCUGGCUUACAAGAAGCUAAAAGGCAAAAGUCCAGGAGUUAUCUUCAUCCCUGGCUUUAUUUCUAAUAUGAAUGGUACAAAAGCACUGGCGAUUGAAGAAUUUUGCAAAUCUCUAGGUCACGCCUAUAUAAGGUUUGAUUACUCAGGAGUUGGAAAUUCAGAUGGUAAUUUACAAGAAUGCACAGUGGGAAAAUGGAGAAAAGAUGUUCUUUCUAUAAUUGAUGACUUAGCUGUGGGCCCACAGAUACUAGUUGGAUCCAGCCUCGGUGGAUGGCUUAUGCUUCAUGCUGCAAUCGCAAGGCCACAAAAGGUUGUUGCUCUUAUUGGUAUAGCUACAGCUGUAGAUGGCCUAGUGAUACAGUUUAAUCAGCUUCCUACUGAGGUAAAAAAGGAAAUAGAAAUGAAAGGUGUGUGGACCAUGCCAUCUAAAUACAGUGAAGAGGGAGUUUAUCACAUUCAGUAUAGUUUCAUUAAAGAAGCUGAACACCACUGCUUGUUACAUAGUCCUAUUCCUGUGACCUGCCCUAUAAGAUUGCUCCAUGGCAUGAAGGAUGACAUCGUACCUUGGCAGACAUCCAUACAGGUUGCUGAUCGGUUAGUCAGCACAGAUGUAGAUGUCAUCCUCCGAAAACACAGUGACCACCGAAUGAAAGAAAAAGCGGACAUUCAACUUCUUGUUUACACUAUUGAUGACUUAAUUGAUAAGCUUUCAACUGUAGCUCAUUAGAAUGACAUUUUUCCUUGGUAUGUAAACUAAUGAAUCCAGAAGAUUGGAAGAGGGAUAACAAAUUAAAAGACCCUGAUUCUUAGGCUUUUUUUCCUUCUUUAUUUUAUAAAUAUCACAUGGGUAUUUAUUUAAUGAUGUAUUUGCACAAGAGAUCCAAAUUGUGAAGAAAAUACCAGCUACUUUCUGGAAGAUUUUCUUCUUCAAUCUUGAUUUUUUUUUUAAUUAAAAUAUUUCCUAUUUUUUCAAGAUGUAUUUACCUUUUAAUGCUUAAGUUAAUUGUGCCAGCUCUUAGUUGUGUUCUCUUCUACUUAGAAUUGUCAAUAAAGCUUGCAUUUUUUGUUUUGUAUCAUUGUAUAUGGAGAUUUGUAAAAUUGCUUCGGAUUUUAAAACUCACAAAAUAGAGAAUGUUUAUUGAAAUAAUCUGAAAUGGUUACAGAAAUGUCUGAGUACAAUAAAGUUUAAAAAAUAAGGAUAUUACUUUAUUAUAUUCUGCCUGUUA